This is a messenger RNA of Trichoderma virens Gv29-8, 1273 nucleotides long. RefSeq lists its product as uncharacterized. The annotation marks the transcript as partial. The record is from RefSeq and is a predicted model, not a curated record. The transcript has a single exon. NCBI's taxonomy places the organism in Eukaryota, Fungi, Ascomycota, Sordariomycetes, Hypocreales, Hypocreaceae. Gene Ontology annotation, molecular function: oxidoreductase activity.
AUGAAUGGAAUAGCUCCCGAUACUCCUUCAGGGUCAGAGACCCUUUUGAGAAGGCCUAAGAAACGUGCUGCAGUUAUCGGACUUGGCAUGGUUGGCAUCGCCUUUAUCGAAAAGCUUCUCAAAUACGAUCUUGAUAGUGGCCGCGAUGAGUGGGAAGUCACUGUAUUCGGAGAAGAAUCACAUAUUGCAUAUAACCGUGUUGGCCUUACACAGUACUUUACGAAUCGCUCCACUGAGAGCCUCUACCUAAAUCCACUACAAUGGUAUUCAUCACAUUCAGAGGGAAAAUUCACAUAUCAUACCUCGGACCCCGUUAUUUCGAUUGACCACCACGCCAAAUCUCUCAAAACAGCCAAUGGACUGCAUUUCAAAUAUGAUGAAUGCAUCCUCGCCACCGGCUCUAAUGCGGCAUUGCCACCGUAUAUUUCAUCGCAACAAUUCCAGAAAAAUCGAGGAUGUUUUGUUUACAGAACGAUCAAAGACCUUGACGAUAUCAUCGGGUAUGCAGUAAAUGCGCCCAGAGUCAUUGGGCAUCGUAUUCGCAAAGCAGCUGUCAUUGGUGGUGGCCUUCUCGGAUUAGAAGCUGCCAAGGCCCUCCUUGACCUUGAGGAGAUAGACCAAGUUGUCCUUGUAGAGAGGAACCGCUGGGUACUUAGUCGCCAACUUGACCGAGAAGGUGGCAUGUUAGUAUUGGAAAAGGUCAGGGCACUUGGUGUUGAAGUUUUGCUUCAGGCCCAAGUUCGAAAUCUCUUAUGGAAUGACGAGGGCAGACUCACUGGCCUCCUUCUUCAGGGUAACGAUGGGCUGCAAGAUCAAAAAUACGAUGUCGAUAUGAUCGUAUUUGCUGUUGGGAUCAAACCACGAGAUGAUCUCGCCAGAAUUACCCCCAUAGCAGUAGCCAGUCAAGGUGGCGGAUUUAUCGUCGAUACUCACCUCCAAACUAAUCUACCCAAUAUAUAUGCUAUUGGAGAAUGUGCCAACUUUCUUGACGAAACUUUUGGCCUCAUUGCUCCUGGUGUCGAGAUGGCUGAGAUUCUCGCCUUCAACUUGACAGAAGGACCGUACCACAGCAUGAGAGAGAUGAAAGCUCCCAAUACCAGCACCAAGCUCAAACUGAUGGGCGUUGAUGUCGCUUCCUUUGGUGAUUUCUUUGCAGACCAGGGAAAGAUCAGCAAACCACUACCAGGAUCGAUAAGCGCUCAUGCGGCUCGCAAGGUUCAAGCAACACCUCAUACUCCAGACGAGAUAAAGAAAAAAGUCAAAGCACUAACAU